AAACACUCGACGGCUUUGGCACGGAUCGGACGGGAAAUCAAGCUGCUGCCACGACGACAGCGCGAUACGGCAAGAGUUUCACGAGAAUUUGAUUUUUGGAAAACGUCAGAUUUUGGAAAAUCCCCAAAAAGAUUACAAAACUAUAUAAAAAUAUAAAUACCAAUGCAUAAAUAAAUAUAUACAUAAAUAUUUCAAAAUACAACAAGUGGAAAAGAUCUAAAAUAAAUUGUACAGACUGUGUUACGUUUCGGCUUCACUUCAUUUUUCUAUAAAUAACCGAAAAAAUAUAGUGGAAAGAAAGUGAACAAGUGCAAAAAUUAGGUAUCUCUCUACCUAAAUAUAUAUUACAUAUACAUAUACAUAGAUAUCUAGUAUCUAUAUAAAACGUGUGCCGCCUUUUUUUAUACAAAUUAUCGAUCAAAUACAUAAGUUCCCCAACGUCAGGCAUAUCGCAACAGCAUAAAAACUCUUCUAAUUGCGGGGUUUUUUUUGGUGAAUGUUCGGAUGGAUAUGCCCAUAGUAUUGACCAACGAAACGAGGACAUUGCCAUUUGUGGCUCAUUAGAGGACACCGACGCGUUGGCAGAAGCCAGAAGGGGCAUUUCCCCUGGAUGAGGUGCCAACUGGUGAAAGAAAGAGCACCAAACAAACAAAUAAAACAUUAAUCACCACAAAAACACCAUCCAAAUCUCAGAUUAUGAGACAUGCAACAGACAAAAGAAAAGAAAAGAACAUCAAGAACAUCAGAACAUCAAGAACAACCAGAACCACAGCACGAACCACCACGAAAUGCUUAAAGCACGAAAAUAGAAAAUUCUAGAUUUGGCAAAUUAGAAUUUCAUUUCACCAAGGCGAAAGGCAAAGCGACGCGAGGCGAGUCGAGCCAAUAGCCUAACCACAGAAUUUCCCCCGAGAAAAGCCAGAGUGCCGAGCCACAAACAAUAGACAAUAUGGUGGACGACAUCUCUCCCAUGCACUAUCGCAUGCAGAAGAAGACACGCAGCGCCUCCAUUUGCGCCACGGGGGCCAGCAUUGAGACGGUCAUCCAUGGCCUGCCCACCGCCUCGGGCAGCGCCACGCCGGAGGGCGGCACGCCCGGCUACCGACGACGCCGGCCGGCCACACGCUCCCAAAGUGCUCGCAUCACAUCGGGUGCCAGAUCGGUUCGCCAGCGCACCAAGGCCCAGCAGCAGCAGCAACAGCAACAGCAGCACACGCUCCAGGAGGCGCGAUCCUAUUGCAACAGUGAGCCGCGUCUCAGCGAGACGGAGACGCCACCGCAGCGACGCAAGCUUUCGCAACGUCGGCCACAGCCACACGGACACAGAAAAUCGAACGCCUUCCUGGACGUGCCCACCAUGAAUAUGCAUCACCUGCGCGUCAACGAUGACGACGAGGAUGUGGACAGACUGCGCACAUUCAGCGCAUCCAAAGGAGGCAUCAUUAAUCGCGGCGACUCGUUCCGACGUCGACGGUCGCGCAGCAACAGCCUGGCUCCAUCCAGCCCCAUGCACGCCCGCAACGGUGGCGGCGGUCUGGGUGGCAACGCGGGCGGUGGCAGCAGCCAGGGCCUGGGCUCCGGCUACAAUGGCGGCAGCAGCAGCAACGGAUUUGGACACGGACAGAAUGCCCAGGAAAAUCACCAGCCGGUGGAGUUCUAUCGCGUGGAGAUGCUGGGAUCGGCGGGCGUGGGCAAGCAGGCCCUGGUCUCACAGUUCCGCACCUCGGACUGCAUCAAUGCCUACGAUGGCCCAGACUGCGAUGAGGCCGAGCAGAACAUCUCCAUCAUCUUGAAUGGCACCGAGUCGGAGCUCAAGUUCCUCACUGGCAACCCGGAGAGCAAGGACGAACUGGAAGAGGCGGAUGCAUUUCUGGUGGUCUACUCUUGCAUUGACAAGGAGUCCUUCACGAGGGCCAAGCAGAUACUAUCGCGACUGCAAGACAUGGACUUGCACCGCCAUCGCCCCAUCAUUCUCGUGGCCAACAAAAUUGAUUUGGCCCGCUCACGCGCCGUCUCUGCCCAGGAUGGAAAAUGUCUAGCCUGUGCGUUCGGAGCCAAGUUUAUCGAGGUCUCGGUGGGCAUCAAUCACAAUUGCGACGAGCUGCUGGCUGGAACCCUCACCCAGAUACGCCUCAAGAAGGACCAGAAUAUGUUGCAGCUGAAUCCGAAAAAAGCAAAAGAUAAAUAUAAAAUUAAAGAUAACAAGAACGUAGAGACUGUAGAAACUGAUCAAUUUCUGACUGAUCUUAAGGCCGACGAUGGGGGCCAUCGGGACGGCAGCUCUCCGGCACAUUGGUACAAGAGCCGCAGCGUUAUGUUGGCCAGCAUGAAGGCCCGACAGAUGCUCACCUGGAUACUGGGCAAGGAGGACUCCAAGUUCAAGCACUGCGAGAAUCUGCAAGUGCUAUAAGCCCGAGGCAAAACAAAACAAAAAUUAAUGUAAGCCUACAUAGGUAUGUGUGUGAACUGUAUUGAUAUGUGAAUAUGUGUAUAACCCAAACCCCAAAGCAGAUGGCUUUAUCCCGCCCAAUAUGUAAACAGGUUUCGAUAGUUCGAAGCAGGCAAAUCACCCUCUCUGUCCCGCCCCCCAGCCACUGUCCAGAUGUAAGCCACAAUUCGCGUUAACAAUUUACAAUUUCUGAUGUGUAACCUAAGCCUGAUAAUCAAACAACAACAAUUAAAUCAAAUUUAAUGCUAAUCAAAAUCAAUCGAUCGGCGAUUGAGAUAGAAUAUUAAGCAGAGCAACUUAAUGGAACCAAGCGAAGCAGCAACAAAGAACAACAAAAUAUUUACUAUACUACUUACCAUGUACUUAACUAGCAACUUAAAUAACUUUUCUAAGCUAUGAGCAUGUUAGAGGGGAUAUUUUUCAAUAGCUGACUAGCAGAAAUGGAAUGUACGUACUAUUUACAAGGAAUACGGAGAAUACGAUGUAGGAAAAGUGUUCCCCAUACCAAAUAUUGGUUAUAAAUGUUAAGCCAAUGCUUUCUAUAAGAUUUAUAUGUGUAUGAAUAUAUAUGUGUAUCUAUCUAAUCAUAUAGCUCAGUAUCCGUUGCAUUAUCUUGAGUUUCUAAUACAUAAGGGGAGUCUUACAGGGUCUUGAAUCAAAAGAUAGUUGUCUUCAUUGCGCUUGAAAUGAUUUGAAACACAACAAAUAAUAAUAAUAAUAACCAUUUAUGGGUGUCCAUCUUAUAUGCAUAGAUAUAGAAUUCAAUAUUCUUUGUGUCUUCCCUAGUCCAAUAUGUAUGUGUGUGUAAGUGUAUCUAUAUGUUAGGGAUUCAUAGAUGUAUGUAUAUCCUCCUUAAAAAUGCAUUGCAAUGUAUGGAAUUGGAAUGUCAUCCACUGAGACGGACACGAACAGAAAAUUUGUAAAUGUGCUCGAUGUGGAAACUUGGGGGAAAAAGCCACAAUAAUUAUAUAUUGGAAAGUAAAUAGAUUUGUGUGUGUAUAUAUGCAUAUUGGCAUAGGUUCCGUGUAUGUACCAUGUAUGUAUGAAGUAUAAAGUAUAAUAAAUA
Molecule: messenger RNA, 3515 nt
Organism: Drosophila obscura
Lineage: Eukaryota; Metazoa; Arthropoda; Insecta; Diptera; Drosophilidae
Gene: Rgk3
Product: GTP-binding protein RAD
Exons: 10
Coding region: 950-2410 (486 amino acids)
Cellular component (GO): plasma membrane
Molecular function (GO): GTP binding; GTPase activity; calcium channel regulator activity
Source: RefSeq, a predicted model, not a curated record